UAUCAUUAUCUAUUAAUCAUUGCCACUGAACAGUCUACAACGCGAAAUGCUGAAGAAACCAAGUACACAUAUCUCUGCAUUGGGAAACCUGCUACCAACACAUCCAGGAACACUUAGUUAUACUAUAUUCCUGCAUAGCAAAGAAGUGAAAAAUCGCGAUCCCCGUAAUUUCAAAAGCUGUGUGCGAAUAGCCAUGUCGAAAUAUUACGUAACCGAAAAGUCGAUUGCCCAGAUGAAAGCAAAGGUGUAUUGGCCAAGUCCUGAUGAAAUUCAAACACUUCGUCGGGAGCAAAUGUACUGCGAUCAUUUAAAGAACCAGCUAGGGGUUAUAAAUUGCCAGCAGCAAAAGAGGCUAUCUCUUAAGAUGGAGGCGCUACAGUGGAGGAUGAAGGAAGGGGAGGAUUUCAAGAUAAUAAAAGAUGAAAUGGACGAUAACCAAAUUUUUACAAAAAGUUUGGGAGAACUGUCGGUCCGACCGGAUCCCGAUCCCAAACCCCAUAUAAUGACAUCGGCAGAAACUCUUGAUUAUAAAGUGAUGACAAACCGAUGUGAGCAUUCUGCACAAAUUACGAUGCCAUCAAAGCUCAAUAAUGAAAAACAAGUAGCAAAACCAUCAGGAGAGGAUUUCAAGCUAAUAAAAGAUAAAAUGGACGAAAGCCAAAUUUUUACAGGAAGUUUGGUAGAAUUGUCGGACCGACCGGAUCCCGAUCCCAAACCACAUAUAAUGACAUCGGCAGGAACCCUUGAUUAUAAAGUUACGAUGCCAUCAAAGCUGAAUAAUGAAAAACAGGUAGCAAAAUCAUCAGAUGAUAUAAGGCCGCCACCAAAGGAGAAAUCACAGUUCAGAAAUGCAAAACUUACAGCGCCGCAGAUCCAUAAGGAUGCGAAUAGAAAACGCUUUUCACAACUAACGAAGUUACCACCUAAAAAUAUAAAUCGAUUAACUAUGACUCGAAGAAAUUUUCGCCAAAUUUUGGCACCACGUGGACACUUUUGAGCUUAAAAAGAUCAGCAUUACUACUAUUAACUGUUAGCUUAU
Bactrocera dorsalis (oriental fruit fly) is the source of this 1039-nucleotide messenger RNA. RefSeq lists its product as uncharacterized. NCBI's taxonomy places the organism in Eukaryota, Metazoa, Arthropoda, Insecta, Diptera, Tephritidae. The record is from RefSeq and is a predicted model, not a curated record. The coding region runs from base 47 to 997 and encodes 316 amino acids. The transcript has 2 exons.